UCUCUCGCUCUCUCUUUCGCUCUCUGUCUGUGCACAUUGUUCACUGCAUUCUGACCUCACUGGGAGCCAUGAGUAAAUAUUCGGUGACUACAGCAUUUUUGGCGAAAGUAUCGGCCGGAGACGCAUGCAAAGGAGAGCAGCUGAAUUUAUAGUCGUUCCAACUGUGGUUGGGAAUCUCAAAAAAGAAGAAAGGACUGAAGGGCUGGAUGUGUCUGUCUUCCGCCGGGUUUGCCUGCUGAAUAGAGUACUCCGCCUGCCUUCAGAGGAUCGGACCGUUUCUACAAAUUAGCGGACCCGUCGCUGUUUAUAUAAUUGCAUGCAGGCUAGCCAGGGGUGACGCCCCGACACCGUAAAACUGAAAGCUUGAACUGCGGAAGUCGCAUUCCAGUACUGGCGGUUGAUUUCCACUAAGAUCUGUGCCCUUACUGUUUUUAAAGCAGAUCGACGAGAAUGACAGAGUAUAAGCUAGUCGUUGUGGGAGCUGGUGGUGUAGGCAAGAGUGCCCUGACCAUCCAACUGAUCCAGAACCACUUCGUAGAUGAGUACGACCCCACCAUUGAGGACUCCUACCGGAAGCAGGUGGUUAUUGAUGGAGAGACAUGUCUGCUGGACAUCCUGGAUACAGCAGGUCAGGAGGAGUACAGCGCCAUGCGGGACCAGUACAUGAGGACAGGCGAGGGCUUCCUCUGUGUCUUCGCCAUCAACAACACCAAGUCCUUUGAAGACAUUCAUCAGUACCGGGAACAGAUCAAGAGGGUGAAGGACUCAGAUGAUGUGCCCAUGGUGCUGGUAGGGAACAAGUGUGACCUUCCGGCCCGCACAGUGGACACACGGCAAGCCCAGGAGCUGGCCCGAAGCUACGGCAUCCCCUACAUCGAGACCUCUGCCAAGACGCGGCAGGGAGUAGAGGAUGCCUUCUACACCCUAGUUCGUGAGAUCAGGCAGCACAAGCUUCGCAAGCUCAACCCUCCGGAUGAUGGUGGGCAGGACUGCAUGAACUGCCGCUGUGUGGUCGGUUGACCAGCACAAGAAAGAGUUGUUCAGAGCUGUGUGCAGCUAAUGGACUUUUAAGAAAUGAAGAACUGCUAAAAUUAAAAAAUACCAACAACUUGCAAGAACAUCAUUAGAUGAGGCUAAACCAUUAGUUCUGGGGGAAGAGGAUCUUGCCUUUUUUGAGAUCUCCAUUUUUUAAUUUUUUUGCCAGGUUGAUACUACCACUGACUUCUUUCUCUAAGUGAACACUGGUUGAAAUGAAUGAAGUUAAUCUCCCACAGGUUCCACACCAGUCCCUAUCCUGACUGUGUCACCCCUCACACCACGCUUUGUCUAGUCUACUCUACCUGCCCCCCAUUAGCAAGCACCAGUCAGCUGGCUCCUCACCCUGACAUUUCCAUCAAAGGCUCUACCCUACACUGUACAUUGGACAAUCCCAUUAAAAAAUAGGGGUAUACACCUAAAACUUUAUUCAAAUUGGUAACAAUUGGUUAUAUUUAUCCUUGCAUAGUAUAUUAACAUUUUAUUAAUUUUCAAAUGUCCAUAAUACUCAAUUUUCCAUUUUUCCCUUUGUUUUUGUGGAAAACAGUUACAUAGUCCAGCUUCUGUGAGGAAGGAAAUCUGGAAUGUGACAUGGUAGUGAUUUUUAUGAACUGAUGGAUCCCUGUUCAUGACAUGGCCUCUGGAACAUAAAAGAACGGCUGUUGCGCUGUAACUUCAGGGAAAAAAGAGAAUGCAUACUGCCUAAUGUGUAGGCAAUGCAAUGAGAACAAACUUCUAUACUUUCUAUUUAUUUGCACAGUGUAAAUUGUUAUGUAAAUGCUACAGACCUAGUUCUUAUUGUGUACGAGUGUUGUUUCACACUGGGGCAAAUCCUAUCUGUUUGGAUGACAGGUACUAAUAGGUAAUGUCCUUCAGUUUACAGUUUGCCGAUAUUUGUGGAGUGAUGAAUUUAUUGUUAAAUAUGACUCUAGAACUAAUGUUUUCCUGGGUUUGUUCCUCUUGCAUGUUCUCACUGGCUGGAAUAACAUGGAUACAGAAGAAACAACUGUACAACGUUUUGCUUAAACCGUUCCUCCUCUCCUAUGACUUAGUUGAGCAUAUGGUGUGCAGUGUAGUUGGACAGCUGAUACUGCAGAAUUUGGAGGGGACACUGAUACUGGCCAUCACUGUGUUUUAUUGUGGCUCAGGAAAUUGCGUUCUCACUAUAUGUUCAGUUUGUUUAAACCUAGACGAAAUUACCAAUUCAAUUUAGCAGUCUGAUGGGUACCCCAUACAAUCAAAUCAACUAUCAGGAUAAUGUAUCUAUAUCACUUUCAGCAAGGUGAAAUAUUAAAAAAUCUCAAGCAAAUUGUAAAUAAAAAUCAAUUUAAACUGAAAAUAUUAUAUGUGAUAUGGUUUGCUAGUUUUCCAUUUUAGUAAUUCUGUCAUAAAAAAUAUGUGCAGCUUUCAACUGCUUAUCCUGAACAAGGUCAUGUGAGGUGUUGAAAUGUGUUGCUUAAAUCACACUCUUUCUACUGCUGUGGUCUUGCUGUGGACUGAAUGGGUGCAGUCUCAUUCUGCUAAAACUGCCUUACUUGUAAGCUACCUUUGCCUUGUAAAUGCAGAGUUGAACACCCAGACAGUUUUCUUAUAAGCAGAUUGCUUUUUACAUAUUUGGUUUGAUCUGUGGGUUACAGAUAACCAUUAUUAAAAUAACCAUUGUUAUUUAACAAAUAAUUCAUAGUGUACUCUAGAGUGUUGACUACUGAAGUCAAGUUAGACCUGGUGGUCUUUCCUAAGCAAAUUUGGCUUUAUUCCAAAUAGAAACUUCCAUAUGCUCAGUGAUUUGCAGUGCAAAGUUGCAUGUAAUCUAAGUGUCUAAUCUAAGCAUUUUCCUUAGUUCCAGUUUGCUUUCUGGAAAGAGCUUCUCAAAUCAAACAAUUUUCCCGUCAUAAAUUUAUCUCCUAGCUCUUAUUUCUCCAGAUGUUGUAUUCAGCAUUAUUUAAUUAGACUUUUUGCUCAGAUUUUUAAAAUAAUGCUUCCUUUUUUGGAAUAUCCUGCUGCUAGAACAUAUGGGGGGUUAACCUCUCAGACAGGAAAGUUAAUCAUUACAUGGUGUUCUUACACCUCCUGAGGCUUUCUAUUCUGCUACAUCCAUAUAGCUGCUAGAUUUUAAAAGUGCAUAAAUGAAAUAAUGGAUAAUCUGUGCAUGGAUCCUUCUAUCUAGCUCUCCACUCUGUUUACCUCAAUAUCCAACACCGGACCUCAUUGUCUUUUAAAUGUUGCUAACCAGAGAUAUAAUGCUUUUCUUUGAACUGCUCUGGAGAAGCUGAUCUCAGAAAUGCACGUGAAACUGCUCUGGACCAGGGUUUCCUAAUCCUGGUUUGUCGAGAACCCAAUGUCUAUGCUGCCUUUUUGUUCUAAACUUUGUUAAUGAAGACAUUGAUCUAAAAAAAAGUUAGACUUUUACCUUUAUGUUUUCUAGCACAAAGCAUACAUUUUGGGAUCAUCUUAAUAUCAGCACAUUUUUUCCCCCAAAGAAGUAAUUUAUUGGUUAGAUUUACCAUGUAUGGCACACAUUUACAUGACUCCUUGAUUUUACAUUUUUAUCCUUGCAAAUGGAUCUAAAUUUUUCUGUGAGAUAACAGGAGAACAUGGCUAGAACAAAAAUCUAGUGGGUCUCCCAGGUCAGGAUUAGAAGACCUUGUUCUAGCACUGAGACUGAAAACAAGUGGCAUAAUGGGAUAUAUACUAUGUUCUACAAUUUCUCAUUUCAAUCUCAUCUCAUUUUGUUGUGUUUGUGUGUUUAAUUGGUUAGUGAUCAAUUUUUAUUUUGUGUGGAUUCUGAGCCAGUAGAGAACUGACUGUACUAAUGUAUAUUUCUAGAACUUGUCUUUAUAUUACAGAGAAAUGUUCCAUGUAAAAACUGCUACUGCAAUAUUCAAUUUGCAUUUACUAAAUGUAGAACAACAAAACAAUAUAAUAUGGAAAAUAAUUGAUUUCUGGGAGAAUACAUUGCCUUAAGAAAUC
Paramormyrops kingsleyae is the source of this 4005-nucleotide messenger RNA. RefSeq names its product GTPase HRas-like. NCBI's taxonomy places the organism in Eukaryota, Metazoa, Chordata, Actinopteri, Osteoglossiformes, Mormyridae. Gene Ontology annotation, biological process: signal transduction. Gene Ontology annotation, cellular component: membrane. The record is from RefSeq and is a predicted model, not a curated record. Gene Ontology annotation, molecular function: GTP binding; GTPase activity.